UAUUCAUUCCAAGCCAACCCUUUAUCCUAACACUGUUGUCUUCUACACCUCUCUCUCUCUGACUUGUUCUUCCUCAAUCUCCGUUUCAGAUUUUUUGCCUUCUCUCAGUUCCUCUUUUUUCUCUUCCUCUCUCACUUUUAAGCCAAAGAAAACGAUUUUAUUAUUCCACUCUGUCACUUUCUUCAUCCAAAAUUUUUAUUUUCCAUCAGCAAUGCCUGCAACAGAUAAUCAAGGUUCAUUUCUGAAUCGAAUCAGUAUCCGUCGAAACCAAGUGGUUUCUAUGGAUGGGAACCAUGAACAAGAGCUGGAGGACCUCGAGCUUUUUCAGAAACAUGUGGCGGAUAGGUUCGCCGAUCUAUUGUCUCAAUCCGAGGACACUUUAGGCGAUGGGCUCCUAUCCAUCUCGUGGCUACGCAAACUCCUCGACGUGUUUCUGUGCUGCGAGGCUGAGUACAAGGCCAUUUUGUUAUUGGGUCGGGACCCUUCUCAGAUUUCGAAGCCCCCACUUGAUAAACUCGUCCCUGAGUUCCACGAUCGAGUGGUGAAAGCUCUCGAUGUUUGUAAUGCUGUGUCUCAUGCUGUCGAGACCGUGAGGAAUUACCAGAAGCUGGCUGAGAUUGCUGUGGCCGCGUUGGAGCAGAGGCCAAUUGGAGAUGGACAGGUUCGUCGAGCGAAGAAGGCUUUGAAUUCUCUGAUGAUAUUGCUCGAAGAAAAAGAGGGCAGCAACCAUAAAUGGACGGAGCGAGCUUGGUCUUUUGGUCGAAGAAGUACAAACGCGACGACAUCGAGUGGCAAAGACCGUGCGACCUCGGCGAGUCAAUUCAGGUCCCUGUCGUGGAGCAUGUCGAGGGGUUGGUCUGCCGCGAAGCAAAUCCAAGCCAUGUCGUCCAAUCUCGUCGCGCCGCGUGGCGGCGAGUCCUCGAGCCCGGCUCUACCGGUUUACAUAAUGAGCACCAUCACGGUGUUUGUGAUGUGGGCUUUGGUGGCAGCGAUACCUUGCCAAGAGAGAAACGGUUUGCUCACUCACUUCCCUGUGUCUAAGCAAUUGGGUUGGGCCCAAUCGAUAAUUGCGUUGCAAGAGAAGAUCGCAGAGGAGUGGAAGAAAAAGAAAGAGAAGAAUCGAUUGGCUGGGCUAUUAGAAGAGACACAAAGGAUAGAGAGGUUGGGAUUGUCUUUGAUCGAAUUUGCUGAUUCGUUUCAGUUUCCUCCAGAUGCUGAUCGAUUGGAUGAAGUGGCGGUUCACGUGGCUGAAUUGGGCGAGACUUGUAAGAAAAUGGAAAAGGGAUUGGUGCCUUUGCAGCAACAAAUCAGAGAGGUGUUCCAUAGGAUUGUGAGGAGCAGGACAGAGGUGCUUGAUUUACUCGAUCAAGGUGGGAAAGUGACUGCAUCCACUAUGUAAAUUCGACACACACUCCUAAUGUCAAAAAAAAAAAAAAAAAACUUUUUUCUUUUUUGAGGUAAUUUUGUUGAUCCCAGGUUCAAUUUGUUCAUGGGUGUGUUUUAAAUUUAUGGUCUUGGCCUGCGAACAGAGAGGAAGAUUUGAACCUAAUAGUGUGGAUCGGUAUAGGAGUCCUUUUUCAAGGAGUAUAUAGCAUUAUAGUUUCAGCCCAGCUGAGGUUGUGAAGAGGUAUUAUUAUGCAUUGCUUAAUGCGAAAUGUACUCUUUUUAGUUUUUGUUUUAA
Messenger RNA from Quercus robur (English oak), 1681 nucleotides. RefSeq names its product protein ROH1. The transcript has a single exon. The record is from RefSeq and is a predicted model, not a curated record. Lineage: Eukaryota; Viridiplantae; Streptophyta; Magnoliopsida; Fagales; Fagaceae. Bases 212 to 1399 code for a protein of 395 amino acids.